GGGAGGCUCCUCUCCUAGACUCUGCAUCCUGAAAGCCGCGUACCUAACAGCCUGCCAUCUGGUUGCAGGGACACACCCCGGGGGAGGAGCUGCAAUCGUGUCUGGGGCCCCAGCCCAGGGUGGCCAGAGGUCCUGUUUCCACAGCUCUGUUGCCUGCCUAGGGUACCAACAUGGCCCAGAAGCCUCCCGCCUGCACCCUGAAGCCCGAGUGUGUCCAGCAGCUGCUGGUUUGCUCCCAGGAGGCCAAGAAGUCAGCCUACUGCCCCUACAGUCACUUUCCCGUGGGGGCCGCCCUGCUCACCCAGGAGGGGAGAAUCUUCAAAGGGUGUAACAUAGAAAAUGCCUGCUACCCUCUGGGCAUCUGUGCUGAACGGACCGCUAUCCAGAAGGCCGUCUCAGAAGGGUACAAGGAUUUCAGGGCAAUUGCUAUCGCCAGUGACAUGCAAGAUGAUUUUAUCUCUCCAUGUGGGGCCUGCAGGCAAGUCAUGAGAGAGUUUGGCACCAACUGGCCCGUGUACAUGACCAAGCCGGAUGGUACGUUUAUUGUCAUGACGGUCCAGGAGCUGCUGCCCUCCUCCUUUGGGCCUGAGGACCUGCAGAAGACCCAGUGACAGCCAGAGAACGCCCACCGCCUGUGACAGCCACCUGGAGAACUUCAUAAAGAUGUCUCACAGCCCUGGGGACACCUGCCCAGUGGGUCCCAGCCCUACAGAGGCUGGGCAAAGAUGAUGUUUCCAAAUUACACUCCAGCCCAGGCCAGCACCCCUCCUAGCAACCUACCUUGGGACUUAGAACCCCACCUCCCACCCCCAGCCACCUUUCCUUUCCUUCCUGUGGGUCCUCUUUCAAAGUCCAGCCUAGUUUGGACUGCUUCCCCAUCAGCCUCCCCAAGGUUCUGUCCUGUUCCGAGCAACUUUUCUAAUUAUAAACAUCAUAGAACAUCCUGAA
Rhinopithecus roxellana (golden snub-nosed monkey) is the source of this 948-nucleotide messenger RNA. It is a transcript of the gene CDA, whose product is annotated as cytidine deaminase. Gene Ontology annotation, cellular component: cytosol. Gene Ontology annotation, molecular function: cytidine deaminase activity; zinc ion binding. The transcript is spliced from 4 exons. NCBI's taxonomy places the organism in Eukaryota, Metazoa, Chordata, Mammalia, Primates, Cercopithecidae. The record is from RefSeq and is a predicted model, not a curated record. The coding region runs from base 171 to 611 and encodes 146 amino acids.